CCCACCCCAAAAGAAAACCUUAUUUACUAUACAUUUCGGUCUAUUUUAUUUUAGACCAAUGGAACAGUAGCUUCAAUAACUUUAAUAGAUAUACUAAUCAUCUUGUUUGUAUCUUACAUCAAAAUUUUAUACAUUAAUUCCGUGUAGCCUGUGUCACAGCCGGAAAUAGCUACAUUAUUUCGAAUUAUAACGGUAAUAUUCCACCUUUUAUUCUGUUUAUAAUUUUUCAAACAUAACUCUCCUUUUUUGGUCUGAUGACCCUGCUUAACAGGCUAUAACAAGUUUGUUUGUUUGAAAAGCCUUGCAAGAUUUGUCAACCGUCGCAAACGGUUAAAAAGACAGUAGUGCGAAGUGCCCUCUCCAUUCAAGCAAACAAAAACGUUACGACUAAUCCGUAACAUUUGAUGGCUAGCUUUAAAGUUUAUAGACUAUUAUUUAAAGACUAUAGAUAUACUAUUCUUUGAUAGCCCUAAGAAAGUGUCUUCUGUUCAGUACAAUACACAGGGAUACCAAUAUCGUUUGCGAUAUUGUUUCCGCAUCAAACGCGGUCGAUACGCGUAACGGAUGAUUUCACCUACUUUACUUUGAUUGGUCCUCGCGGGGUAUUUGAAUGCGAGGCUUGUAAAACAAACUAGGAGAUGAACGUUACAAAUUUUGCAUUGCAAAUGCUCUUGAAAUGACGGACUGAGAAAAUUGACCUGUCUGGCUAAAAACUAACGGAGAUCAAUGGCUUAGCAAAAUACUACAAAGAUUUACCUGAAUUCUGGUUUGAGCAAGUGAUACAAGUCAUGGGUCAAGGAAAAUAGCUCGUGCAUACAACUGAGGUCAUGAAACACCCAUUCCUUCUCGCCAUCUACAUCGGUGGAGGGACAGUAAUAGUCUUACUUAUCAUCUUCGUGGCUACGCGCGUCUACCGGCGCUCAAAACGAGUUAAAGAUGACCGAAUUAUCGCACAUCCAAGAAUCAUCCUAACAUCACCUAGCCCUGGCGCAGUACCUAAGCGACUGUACUCGCCCUCGGCCAUAAAGGCGAAAGAACACGCCAAAGAUGAAGCUGAUAAACAGAGGAAAAAAGAGGCUCGCAAAGGAGUGCACAGUAUGUGGCUUCCUAAACGGAAGGACACGCUACCCAUCACUAAGGCGACUAUUGUACAGCCAAUGAUUACGGAAGCUAGCACGAAAACAGUGAUGUCUAGAGGUAGACUGACGUUCAGCAUGCAUUACCAGUACAAAUAUGAGACCAACACAUCGGCAAUGGUCGUCAAGCUACUAAAUGCACAGGAACUGCCUCCAAAGGACGAUACGGGACCACUGGACGUGUUUGUCAAAACCCAGUUGAUUCCACGCCGCAAGCAGCUAUUCAUAUCCAAGGUUAUCCGUCAGACAUUGCAGCCGUUUUUUAACGAAACGUACGAGUUUGACAUCUCUUAUGACGAGCUUCAGUCUCAAAAACUGCUAUUCCAAGUCAUGGAAUUCGACUGUCUGUCGCGACACCGGAUUUUGGGUGAAGUACGAGUGUGUCUUUCAGAUCUUGGCACUCAUGGUUUUAACGUGCUUCGAGAAGUCACGCUCUGCAUCAAUCUCUCAAAAGCACACUCAGAAGAUUCAUAGCACAAGGAUAAGGGUCGCACCAAGAACAGAUUGUGUUCAAUGGUUCAAAGAAUUACAUACUUUUUACAUCUUAUAUAAGUUAUCGCAAUAAUGGGGGACUUGCGCUAAGAGAUCACGUGACUUUUUGGUUGACAAACUCGCGCGCUCUGGCUUUUAGCGGCAAAAUAGCAACAACGGAAAGCAACUUACUUAGCACAUACGAAUAAAGCCAGAAAGUUUUUUUUUCACAAACCGUUUAUUUUCAUUUAAACAUUUUAUUUUUUUCGUCGUUCUUUGAGGAGACGGGCGCAGUCAGUUCUGUGUUUAUUUCGGUUUGCAUUUGCCACCCAAAAGGUCACAUGAUCUCUUAGAGCAAGUCCCCUUAGCCCAAGUCCUCACAUCCCAGCCCGUGCGUCUGCCCUCUGAUGAUACAAGAAUGACGGGGCGCGCGCGCAAGGGAGAGGGAAGGAUGAGGGGGCUCCCUUUUCCCACAUUCUCUCCAUCCUUCUCUCCAGGCGCGCGGGGUCUACCCCUCAUCUUCCCCAGCCCUUUGCGCUUGCUACGCAGGCUAGACGCACGCUAAAAUGGAGUAGCUGAUAAGUUUCUUUAUAGUUGGGCUUCUCUUCGGGCUCCUCUAUGCUGUAGAACAUAUAGAAGGGUGUCUAAUAACAUCAGUGAAAAUUUGCAAAAUAACAUUUGUACAGAAUAACUGAAGAACAUUUGGGGUUGGUUUUAGCAACCACUUAGAGCAAGGAAGCUUAAUGAAGACUUAGGGAGUGUUCAUUAAUUACACCGAGGGGGGAGGAGGGAAGAUUUGCACUCAAGACACCUUAAAAUUUCAGAGCCCCCCUUUCAUUGUAAAUUUUUUUUCGGUGCCCCCCCCCCCCCCUUAUAGAACCCCAAAAACUUCUUUCUUUUUCCCUUAGAGGACCUUUUUUCGGUGCCCCCCUCAAUAUCUUCCCUCCCCUCCCCCCCUCGGUGUAUUUAAUGAACACUCCCUUACUAAAAAGUAGAAAAAACAAAUUUAUACGAACAGUUUUUCGUAUCCCUGAACGUUUCGAGAUAACGUUUUUUUUUUGCCUUUAAAAAUAAAGUAAGAAAAAUUUAUCUAAAAUUUUCUUUAUUGGUUAGACGACGGCUAGACACAAAAAAAAACUAAUUACAACUGCACAUUGUAAUUUUAGAUGAAAAGUGAAAUAUCUCAUUGGUUUUGUUAUUAAUAAUCAGUUUAUUAAAGUAAGACCCAGUCCUUCAGCUGUAAAA
Molecule: messenger RNA, 2852 nt
Organism: Nematostella vectensis (starlet sea anemone)
Lineage: Eukaryota; Metazoa; Cnidaria; Anthozoa; Actiniaria; Edwardsiidae
Product: synaptotagmin-10
Exons: 5
Coding region: 828-1610 (260 amino acids)
Biological process (GO): regulation of dopamine secretion; calcium-ion regulated exocytosis; cellular response to calcium ion
Cellular component (GO): membrane
Molecular function (GO): clathrin binding; phosphatidylserine binding; calcium ion binding
Source: RefSeq, a predicted model, not a curated record